AUGAAAGAACUUUUCACAUACGUUGAGGAUCAGUGGAUGGAGAGCUCCCUCUGGAGCACCACUGAGUGGUCUGUCUACCGACAGACGAUACGAACCAACAAUGACACCGAAGGCUGGCAUCGUCGUUUGAACUUUUCUGCCGGUCGGUCAACCCUGCAGUUUUACGUUUUGCUGAGUCUGCUGCUGAGGGAAUCAAAGAUGGUGAAGGUAACACAUCAACUGGUGUCGGAGGCAGCCCUUGGCCGUCAGCGUCGAGAGCGUUACAGAUACAUCGACGCCAGGAUCAUGGAUGAGUGGGACUCAUACGAUUCGCAUGAGGUCAACUGCGAGGAGUUCCUGAAAAAUCCAAAGGGGCAACACAAGUCGAGCGAGGCAAAAAAGCCGAGCGAAAAUCAAGAGCAGAAAACAAGAGAUUCUUACAACGACUACUGUUGA
Molecule: messenger RNA, 435 nt
Organism: Mya arenaria
Lineage: Eukaryota; Metazoa; Mollusca; Bivalvia; Myida; Myidae
Exons: 3
Coding region: 1-435 (144 amino acids)
Source: RefSeq, a predicted model, not a curated record